CUUUGAUCUUUGGCUAAAACACCCGUCUUGAUUUUCACUUGAAUCGCUUCCCUUUCACGAUCACCACUUCACAGCCAAUGCUACAGUUUCAAUAUUGGGUUUGAAUUCUAACUAAGUCCUUUUUUUUUUUGUUGGUUCUUACUCAUACUGGAAUGGCAGGAGCUCUGUUUCGUUGCCUGAGAAGGGCUUCUUUACUUGUCAAGCCAUCAUCAUCUCUCAAUCCCUUCACUUUCAGGCCAAUUUUUGAUUACGCAGAAUCAGUUUUCUCACAAUCAAGAGUCAUUAGUCAAUUAAAUCUACCAAACCCAUCAUUGGUACUUCGAAAUUUGAGCCAUGGUAAUGUAAACCUAGUGAUAUCAGAGGGGAAACCUAAGUUUGAAAUUCAUGAGGUUGAUCCUCCAAAGAAGGAGAAGUGGCAGACAAAGAAGAGGCUGAAAAUGCAGAGAAAGAGAGAGAAGCAGAAACGAAAAGAUGCUAAUAAGAGGGAUCCACGCAGACUCACUGUCAAGAGGAAGAAGAAGCAGAAAUUUGCAAAUGCAGAAGAAAGAAUUAAGUUCAAGCUUGAAAGGGCCAAAAUCAAGGAAGCCGCAUUGAUUGAAAGACUUAAGCGGUAUGAAGUUCCUAAAGUUCAGGGUCCUGAGGUCAAACCACAUGAUCUUACAGGUGAGGAACGAUUUUUUGUGAAAAAGAUGGGCCAGAAAAAAUCCAAUUAUGUACCAAUUGGCAGAAGAGGAGUAUUCGGGGGUGUCAUUCUUAAUAUGCAUAUGCAUUGGAAGAAACAUGAGACUGUAAAGGUAAUCUGCAAGCAUUGCAAACCUGGCCAAUUACAUGAAUAUGCCCAGGAAAUUGCCAGAUUGAGUGGUGGUAUCCCCAUUCAUUUUAUUGGGGAUGACACUGUUAUAUUUUAUCGAGGGAAGAAUUAUGUGCAGCCAAAAGUCAUGUCACCAAUAGAUACACUGUCAAAAAAAAGGGCAUUGGAAAAGUCGAAGUACGAGCAGUCACUCGAGUCUGUGAGGCGAUUCAUAGCUAUUGCAGAAAAGGAAUUAGAGCUCUACUACAGGCACAUUGCACUUUAUGGUGAUCCAAAUAAUAGGAAUCCCCUUUCCAUCUUGAACACUUCAAGUAAUGACUUCAAGGAAUCUGGGAAACCCAAGAACAAAAACAGUAAUUUGUCUUUCUAUGGAACUUCUCCAGGUGUUUCAGAGACAGAAGUCGAUUCUACCGACGGAGACCUAUCAGAAAUUGAAGAUGAUUUCGAAGAUGAAGACUUAUCUGCAAGUGAAUCAGAUUCUGUAGGUAGAAUAACUGGUUGGAAUGAUAAGAAUAAAAUUGACAAUGAAAAUCAAGAUUAUCUUAGGAAAAUGUAUUCUAAACAUGAUUAUUUAUCUAAUUAAUGAAAUCUUUUUCCCCUUUUGCUGCCACUAAA
Jatropha curcas is the source of this 1426-nucleotide messenger RNA. RefSeq names its product RNA-binding CRS1 / YhbY (CRM) domain protein. Gene Ontology annotation, molecular function: RNA binding. The record is from RefSeq and is a predicted model, not a curated record. NCBI's taxonomy places the organism in Eukaryota, Viridiplantae, Streptophyta, Magnoliopsida, Malpighiales, Euphorbiaceae.